Ilex paraguariensis (yerba mate) is the source of this 660-nucleotide messenger RNA. Lineage: Eukaryota; Viridiplantae; Streptophyta; Magnoliopsida; Aquifoliales; Aquifoliaceae. The record is from the annotation of a GenBank genome assembly.
AUGCCCAAGACAGAGCCUGCGAGUUCAUGCAAAUUGGAGCUACACCAAAAGAAACUUAAUAGGAAGCUUGUUCAUAUAAGCAUUGGACUAGUUUUCAUGCUUUGCUGGCCUCUGUUCAGUUCUGGUCAUCAAGCAGCAGUUCUAGCCGCUCUUAUCCCUGGGAUUAAUAUAGUUAAGAUGCUUCUUUUGGGACUAGGAAUAUGGAAAGAUGAGGGCACUGUCAAGUCAAUGAGCAGAUUCGGAGACUACAGGGAGCUUCUCAAGGGACCUCUAUACUAUGCUUCCACAAUCACUUUGGCCUGUGUAAUCUAUUGGAGAACUUCCCCUAUUGCAAUUGCAGCAAUUUGCAACCUCUGUGCUGGAGAUGGUUUAGCUGACAUUGUGGGAAGGCGGUUUGGAAGCAAGAAACUCCCCUACAACAGAAACAAAUCCAUUGCAGGUAGUCUUGCGAUGGCAGCGGCUGGUUUCAUUUCUUCUGUCGGGUAUAUGCACUAUUUCUCCUCAUUUGGGUACGUUGAUGAAAGUUGGGAAAUGGUUUUGGGUUUCUUGGUUGUGUCUCUUGCCUCAGCACUGGUAGAAUCCCAUCCACUGAGUACUGAGAUUGAUGACAAUCUCACAGUUCCCCUUACUACUCUGUUGGUGGGUUAUUUUGUUUUCUAA